AUGCAAUUGCUAAUACCAGAAUCAAGUAUCGUAUUUGCAUCGUUCUUUAUUUUUGGGCUCUUGAACAAUAUUCUAUAUGUGGUGAUUCUUUCUGCUGCUAUUGAUCUAGUGGGCCUGGCGACACCCAAGGCUACGGUUCUACUUGCGGACAUUAUUCCAUCGUUUGCAAUAAAGGUGAUGGCGCCUUUUUUUGUGGGAUUGAUCUCGUACAGGACACGGAUAUGGAUGUUGGUUGGGUUGUCGUCGUUUGGGAUGUUGGUUAUUAGUUUGACGUCAGACGAUUCGAUCAACGCUAAGAUCAUGGGGAUCUGUAUGGCGUCGUUUUCGUCGGGACUCGGCGAGGUGACGUUUUUACAAUUGACACACUUCUACCAACGGGAGUAUUCGAUUGCAGGGUUUUCCAGCGGGACUGGGGGCGCUGGGUUGCUCGGAAGCUUUGUAUUCAUGUUGUUGACUAACAUGCUUGGGAUGAAGGUAUGGGUGGUACUUUUUUUGUUUGCAGUUCUACCACUUGGAUUUCUAAUGGCAUUCUACGUGAUGUUGCCUAAGGCAGGGGGAGGAGACGAGCCAGCAUAUGAGACGCUUGAUAACAUUGAGGAGGGCGAUGGUCCAUCCAUUAACGCCAGCUUCUCGCCAUCACAAUCUGAGCUGUUGAAAGGCCAUGUGUUCUCUACUAUACAGAAUAUCAUUCCUUUGGUAAAGCCAUAUAUGCUCCCUUUGUGCUUGGUGUAUGUAUCAGAAUAUGUCAUAAACCAAGGUAUAUCUCCAACCUUAUUGUUCCCACUUGAUGAAUUACCUCAUUGGCUAUUUUCAUCAUACAGAGAUAUAUAUGUUGUCUACGGCUUCUUGUAUCAAUUGGGAGUCUUUGUGUCCAGAUCGUCCAUCAGUUUUGGGAUCAGAAUCAAGAGAUUGUACUUGUUAUCGGCUCUACAAUUCGCAAACGUCCUCAUCACCCUAUACCAGUCCAUGAACGAUAAGCCCUUCUCAUCCAUAUGGUUGUUAUUGGUAUUGGUGUUCUACGAAGGUCUACUUGGUGGCUUUCUGUACGUCAAUACGUUUAUGUCUGUCAGCGAGGAAGUUUCAAAAACUAAGAGAGAAUUUAGCAUGGGAUGCGUAGGAAUUAGUGACACUUUUGGUAUAUUACUUGCUGGGUGUAUUAAUUGGUUGUUAGAACCCCACUUAUGUAGCCUACAGGUAAAUAGAGGUAGAGACUGGUGUUUGACUGGAGGAGGUGCUUAG
This is a messenger RNA of Debaryomyces fabryi, 1239 nucleotides long. Its product is annotated as amino acid transporter. NCBI's taxonomy places the organism in Eukaryota, Fungi, Ascomycota, Pichiomycetes, Serinales, Debaryomycetaceae. Gene Ontology annotation, biological process: regulation of intracellular pH. The coding region runs from base 1 to 1239 and encodes 412 amino acids. Gene Ontology annotation, cellular component: vacuole; membrane. The transcript has a single exon. The record is from RefSeq and is a predicted model, not a curated record.